UUUGACAACACUGCGUGCAAAAACUCUUCGUGCCUCUGUCCCUAUUCCGCGCGUUUUCCUGUCUAAAAAUAGGCAAGACUGCAACUUUCUGUCCAUCAGAUGCAAACCCUAAUUUCCCCUUUCUUUGUUUCUUUUGUGGACGAAUAUUGGAGAACCAAAUUCAAGAAUUUCUCUCACUGGGUACCCAUUUAUUUGGUACUCAAAGUCCCGUUUUCUUGUGGAAGUAUUCGUCUGUGGGACUUGAAUUCUCCGGAGGAAGCUGAUGCUGAGAUAAUCUCAUGCUGGUUACUUAUGCAAUUUGUUUUGCAAAAUGUUUGAUUCUGGUCAUAAAUCACAGUUGAUGGAUGGCCGGAGAGAAAAAUUCGUAAGGUUGGAGGAAUCGGAUUCUAGCUUGUCAUUUUCAUCUGAUAUUGGGGGAAUGAAGAGAUGUGGAUUUAGCAUAGAGGGACUGACCACAGCUGGUCGUCCAAAGAAUAAUGCAUCAAAGUCGUUUAGGGUUGGAGUGAAAAGAGGAUCUGAAGGACUGAGGAUGUUUGGCCGUACACUAAAAACUGGAGUCAGCCGGGCAGUUUUCCCAGAAGAUCUCAAGGUGUCUCAGAAAAAGAUUUUUGAUCCUCAAGACAAGUCUCUUGUAUUUUGGAACAAGCUUUUGGUCAUAUCAUGUAUUAUUGCCGUGUCAGUGGAUCCUUUGUUUUUCUAUCUUCCAGUUUUCGAUCUUGACAAACGUUGCCUUGGUAUAGAUUCAAAAUUAGCUCACACAAUUACAACUUUGAGGACUAUGAUAGAUGCUUUCUACCUUAUACGCAUGGGUCUCCAAUUCCGGACCGCUUAUAUUGCACCAUCAUCUCGUGUUUUUGGACGUGGUGAACUGGUGAUUGAUCCGGCACAAAUAGCGACAAGAUAUUUACAGCGGUACUUCAUUGUUGAUCUUCUGUCAGUGCUACCUCUACCACAGAUUGUAGUGUGGAAGUUUAUGCAGCAACAAAAAGGUUCAGAUGUCUUGGGUACAAAACAUGCACUACUGGUGAUCAUCUUUCUUCAGUAUAUUCCGAGGUUUUUUCGGCUUGUCCCAUUAACUUCAGAGCUCAAAAAGUCUGCUGGUGUCUUUGCUGAAACUGCUUGGGCUGGUGCUGCAUACUAUUUGUUGUGGUUUAUGCUUGCUAGCCAUAUACUUGGAGCUUUCUGGUACCUAUUUGCUGUUGAACGUACUGAUGCAUGCUGGGAGGAAGCUUGCAUAGAUAGUGGAAAAUGUUCUACAAAGUUCUUGUAUUGCCAAAAUGAUUAUGUCGAAGGUUACAAGGACUGGGAAAGCAUCAGCCAAAAUGUUCUUGAUUCAAAAUGUGCAGUUGUUGAUGAUGAUCCACCAUUUAAUUACGGCAUCUAUGCACAAGCCUUAGAAUCUGGAAUUGUUUCAUCCGAUGAUUUCUUCUCAAAAUAUUGUUACUGUUUGUGGUGGGGUCUACAGAAUUUAAGUACACUUGGCCAGGGGCUCAUAACCAGUACCUAUCCUGCAGAGGUUCUCUUUUCCAUCUCCAUUGCCAUAUUUGGCCUCAUUCUCUUUGCUCUUCUGAUUGGCAACAUGCAGACCUACCUUCAGUCACUCACGGUUCGGCUUGAGGAGAUGAGAAUUAAGAGGCGCGAUUCAGAGCAGUGGAUGCAUCAUAGAUUGCUCCCUCAAGAACUCAGAGAAAGAGUACGGCGCUAUGAUCAGUAUAAGUGGCUGGAAACAAGAGGAGUUGAUGAAGAAAUCCUGGUCCAGAACCUACCAAAAGACCUCAGGAGGGAUAUCAAGCGACAUCUCUGUUUGAAUCUGGUUAGAAGGGUUCCACUAUUUGCAAACAUGGAUGAGGGGUUGCUCGACGCCAUUUGCGAGCGACUGAAACCGAGUUUAUACACUGAUAACACCUACGUCCUUCGGGAAGGGGACCCAGUGGACGAGAUGCUAUUCAUUAUACGUGGCCGCCUGGAGAGUGUAACCACAGACGGUGGGAGGAGCGGGUUUUUCAACCGAGGUUUCUUGAAAGAAGGUGACUUCUGUGGGGAAGAGCUCCUAACGUGGGCACUGGAUCCUAAAGCCGGUUCCAACUUACCGCCGUCCACCCGUACCGUGAAGUCUUUGACAGAGGUGGAGGCAUUUGCUCUAAUAGCAGAUGAGCUAAAAUUCAUCACAAGCCAGUUCAGGCGGCUUCAUAGCAGACAAGUGCAGCACACUUUCCGGUUCUACUCGCAGCAGUGGAGAACUUGGGCUGCCUCCUUCAUACAAGCGGCUUGGCGACGGUAUUCCAGGAGGAAAAUGGCGGAGCUUCGUCGUAGUGAAGAAAUGGAAGAUGAAGAGAUCGAAGAUGAAGAAAGUGGGUUCAUUGAGGAUAAUGGGUCGAGUUUUGGUGCAACAAUACUAGCAUCACGGUUUGCUGCGAAUGCUCUUCGCGGGGUCCAUAGGAAUCGGAGCUCAGUAGGUGCGACGAGCUUGGUGGCGCUGCAGAAACCUCCGGAACCUGACUUUGCUGCGGAUGUCGCACAUUGAUAGAUAUACUUUUUCUAUCUGUAGGAAGAAAAAGUAUAACGAAACGAUGUUUUGUAUUUUUACUGGAAAGAGCAGACGAUACAGGCCUUGUAAAACACUAUGGUAGUAGUUAAACUGUUAGUGUUUAGACUUCUCUUAUUUUUUGUAUUUUUGAAGUUUUCGAUUUACAUUAUGGAAGCAAUAACUUGAGACGCGGUGAUUGUAUGGCGAUGAA
This is a messenger RNA of Rhododendron vialii, 2738 nucleotides long. Its product is annotated as probable cyclic nucleotide-gated ion channel 5. NCBI's taxonomy places the organism in Eukaryota, Viridiplantae, Streptophyta, Magnoliopsida, Ericales, Ericaceae. The transcript has 8 exons. Bases 311 to 2524 code for a protein of 737 amino acids. Gene Ontology annotation, biological process: monoatomic ion transport; transmembrane transport. Gene Ontology annotation, molecular function: monoatomic ion channel activity; protein binding. The record is from RefSeq and is a predicted model, not a curated record. Gene Ontology annotation, cellular component: membrane.